Molecule: messenger RNA, 5871 nt
Organism: Salmo salar (Atlantic salmon)
Lineage: Eukaryota; Metazoa; Chordata; Actinopteri; Salmoniformes; Salmonidae
Gene: zbtb1
Product: zinc finger and BTB domain containing 1
Biological process (GO): regulation of transcription by RNA polymerase II
Cellular component (GO): nucleus
Molecular function (GO): protein binding; DNA-binding transcription factor activity, RNA polymerase II-specific
Source: RefSeq, a predicted model, not a curated record
AACAUCCUAUCAAGAUGUAAGCCUACUUCUGUAAAAACUUUAAGAUUAAUCAAAUGUGUACCUACACCAUCGUUAUCGGUUUGUUAUUCGAGUAAGUGCAUAUGGAGGCGAAAUAAAUAGGCAAUAAAAUUAGGCUUUUAAACAAAUUUAUGCGGAGGAAGAUAAACCUUGUUAAUGUUAUGCAUUGGCGCUAUUAACCUAAAUAGCCUAUGCCACAGUCACAGUCUCUAUGUUCGUCCAUUUUACUUGUAAGCGUCCAGCUGAGCAGCCUAGUCACUGCCUUGUUACAGAACACCCAGUCUCGGGAGGUUUGGAUUUGCGUGAGUGGGGCUGGAUCUCGCUCAGUGCGGUGAACGAGCUCGGCAGAGCGGCUGUGCGGAAGUUCUUUCAUCCGUGCUGCAGAAGGGGCUUGCUUCGCCCUCGCGAUUACUCUCGUCACAAGUUUAUGGUUGGAUAAAAGCGGUUCAGGUGGAACUUCUGGACAGUACACCCCAACUUGAGUUUUACUACAUCCACAGUCUGCCCCAUUUAUUGUCGGGUGAUGGCGAGGCCGAGCCACAGCGAGCAUGUCCUGCAGCAGCUCAACAACCAACGGGAGUGGGGCUUCCUGUGCGACUGCUGUAUUGCCAUUGGCGACAUCUACUUCAGGGCCCACAAGGCAGUGCUGGCUGCGUGCAGCUCCUACUUCCGCAUGAUGUUCAUCCGGGACCAGCAGGGGACAGCUCGCAUGGAUCUCAGCAACAUGCAGAUAAGCGCAGAGUGCUUCGACCUCAUCCUGCAGCUCAUGUACCUGGGCUGCAUCGUGGUGGGCAGCUACGAGUUUGAGGAGCUCAAGGUCUCAAUGGCCUACCUGCAGAUGUACUACAUCCCAGACACCCUGGAGGACCUCAGGGACAUCAGGAAUGCCUCCAACCUCACACCGUCCUCCUCGGCCUCCUCCUCUUCCUCCACCACCUCAUCCAGCUCCUCCUCCUCCAUUGGCCCAGCAAUUGCAGGAAAAAUGAUGUUUGGAGUCCGCAUGUACGAGCAGCAGAAGCCAAGCACCCCAGAGGGGGAACCUAAAAGUUUGCCCAAAGUUGCCAUCACUGCUGUGCCUGUGCGACCAAGCAUUCCUGUCCCAGUCAACAGGCCUCCACUUGUGGUGGAGGAUGUGGCAUCCCCUUUGGUAGUACCACCACCGUUUCUAGACAGUGUGGCUGAGCAGCCUUGUGACCUGCGCAAGAGGCCCGGUGGCAGGAGUGCCACCCUGAAAGAGCGCCCCCGCUUCGGGCGCACAUACACCUGCGACGACUGUGGCUUUGUCUUUAGCUGCGAGAAGUUGCUGAUUGAGCACAUCCUCACCUGCACCAAUCGUAAGGCCUUUCAGGUCCCCAGAACCAGCUCCGAGGCAGACAACGACUCCAGCAAGGUGGAGAGCUCGGCCUCUGAGGGGAUGGAGGAGCACAGGGUGGUCUGCAAGGGUGAAGAGGAUUGGCCGGACCACAAGUCAGACGCUGACACAGUGAUCAGGUCCAUGACAGUUGGUACGGAUAACGAGCCUGGUUCUGCCAGGAAUAUCACCAUCAAGGUGGAGCUGGAAGAAAACGUGGUGUCCGAGAUGGAUGGCAUUAAGGUAGUUCAGGUGGGAGAGAUCAGUGCGAGGCACAGUGCACUCAGCGACACUAUGAGGGAACCGAUUCAAUUUAACCAGGAGGCCGAGGCUUGUGUUUCAGUCAUGGACGACAGCAACGAGCCAUUCGAAGGGCACAUGUCCAGCAACAAGGAUUCUGGCAUACCUGUUAAGAUGCGCAAGAUUAAAGAAGAGAAGCAGGAUGGGGACAGUGCACCGUGUGAGCUGUGCGGGGAACUGCUCACAAAGGAGGACCAGUCAGCUCACUACAUCUCUAGCCACAUGGGCCACAUCUGUGCCUGCGGGAGGUGUGGCCAGGUCCUAAUCAAGGGGAGGCAACUGCAGGAGCACGCUGAGCGUUGUGGCGAACCUCAGGGUGCGGACACCGACUCCCAUGGUGAGGAGGCAGACUCGCCCCUGCCCGAGGACCCGCAGGCCAUGGACGAUGGGCUGCUGGAGGGGGGUGACCUGGCCUGCCCCCAGUGUGGCCUGCUUUUCCAGAGUGAGAGCCUAGCAUUGGAGCAUGCUCUGGCCUGCCACGAGCAGGAGCUGUUCCGCCCCGCCCUGCUGGAGGAUGGCGGCGUCGAGCCGGACCACCGGCGCAAGCACUUCUGCGCCAUCUGUGGAAAGGGCUUCUACCAGCGCUGCCACCUGCGGGAGCACUACACCGUCCACACCAAGGAGAAGCAGUUCACCUGCCAGACGUGCGGUAAGCAGUUCCUGCGUGAGCGGCAGCUUCGGCUGCACACCGACAUGCACAAGGGCAUGGCGCGCUAUGUCUGCCCUGUGUGUGACCAGGGAACCUUCCUCAAACACGACCAUGUGCGCCAUAUGAUCUCGCACCUGUCGGCCGGCGAGACCAUCUGCCAGGUGUGCUUCCAGAUCUUUCCCAGCGGAGAGCACCUGGAGAAGCACAUGGACGUGCACCUGUACAUCUGUGGCGUCUGCGGGGAGAAGUUUCGCCUUCGCAAGGACAUGCGGAGCCACUACAACUCCAAGCACACCAAAAGACUGUGUCCUGCCUGAAUUCUAUGCGUCUGUUACUUAAAAGCCAUAAAUGUGAGAACAAAUUUAUGCACUUGAACACCAAAAAAAGAAAACCUAUAAAAUCUGCACUUUCAAAUUUGUAUGAAUAAUCAAAGUGUGUUAUUGCCUCAAAUUUUGGCCAUUUUGUCAUUUAGUUUCACACCCCUGUACUAAACACACAUUACCAUUUGUUCACAGUGCCACAGUAGACAAAUCCUUGGCUCAUCUUUUAAGGCUUUUGGAAUCUAGUGUUUCUCAGCAAACAGCCUAUGCAAUACACAGUUCAUGGAAUGAAGUGGAUUCAACUUAAGUUCCUUGCAAAGAGGUGUGUUUUGAUUGUAAUAUGAAUCCACACUUCAAUAUAGUUAGUCUUUGACUAGUUACUGUACAUAGCACUUGUGCAUUUACAAUGAAGAAUGGCCUUGCCUUUGCUUUGGCGGUGCUGUGCUCUUGCUUUACAGGUGUGCAUGAGAGUGGCAUUGCAUUUCUGAACAUUGUCUGCCAGUCGAUGCCACUUUGCAAUGCUCACAUCUUUCUCAUUUCAAUGUAAAGCAUUAGUGACAUGGACAAGCCUAACUGAAUAUCUCAACAAAUUGACUGAUCUGGCUCCUUGUAUUUUAAAAUGAUGCUACGAAAUGAAAAGAGAGGCAUCGUUUGUUUAGCCCAAUCAUAACAUAUGCUACAUCACGGUUUUCCAACAUUCUGUUUCAGACAGGCUCAGAAAUUCCUGUCUUUAAAGGCCCAGUGCAGUCAAAAACGUGAUUUCCCUGUGUUUUAUAUAUAUUGCCACACUAUGAGGUUGGAAUAAUACUGUGAAAUUGUGAAAAUGAUGAUAUAAUGCCCUUUUAGUGUAAGAGCCCAUAGGGACCAGCACAAAAAAGUACAAAAAUGUAUGCACUCACUACUGUAAGUCGCUCUGGUUAAGAGCGUCUGCUAAAUGACUAAAAUGUAAAAGACUGGUUUUGGUGGGGUGUAGUUUUGGCCUGCCUGGUGGUAAAUUAGUUAAGGUGAUAAAUUAGUUAAUAGACCAAAAACAAAGAGUUCCAAACCUCUCUGCCAAUAACAGUUUUUCCCUCCGCACUCAGACCACUCCCAGACAGUCCUAGCAAAUUUCUUGCUUGAGAAAUUCCUCUUUGAUAAGAAGCUAUUUUUGUUUAUUUUUGACCAUUUUAAUUGAAAAUAAUCACAGUUAGGUACUUAAUUGUUACCCAGAAAUGAUUUGACAUUGAGAUAAAAACAGCUGCAUUGGACCUUUAAGCCCCAAAUGAUAGUUUUUAAACCAUAAGGUUGAUUUAUUUUCUACCAGAGUUGAUACACAUGACUACAACUCAUAUCAGAUAUGAACACUUUUUUUUUCUUCAUGAAAGUUGCUUUUUAAGAGGAAAGUUCAAUAGCUGUGAGAACUUCAGAUUGUAAAUAGGACACACAAAAAACACUAGAAUGCUUUUACUCUUGACAAUGGUUGUCACCUAAUUCCAUAUGAAAUCUUUCAUGUCACCAAGGCAAGAUCAUGCACUCGCUCUUUUGCUUAAUCAAUUAUUUCACGUGUUUACUAUGCAAUGUUGGGCUAUACACAACUCUGAAACUUUCAUUCGCUUUUCAAACAGCCUUCGAUUCAAAGGAUUUCUAUUGUUGAUAUACAGUAAUUAAUUACUUUUAUCACUGUGUGAGAAAACAGUUAUGAUGUCUGCAUUGAUUCUUAUUCAGUUUUCCUGGUAAGGUAGGGGUAUUGUAUAUUACCUAUACAAUUAGCAACAAAACUUCGACCCAGUGACUAUAGGACAGUAAUUUGGCUUUAUAGACAAUCAAAAACUGUAAUAUUUCAUUUUUGCAUACUGUACACAGACUAAAACUAUGUCUGAAUCCACUCUUGGGAACUUCUAUGUGCUAAUCGAAGACUUCAUUCAUGUUACAUUUGUUUCUCUUCAGCUUGGAUAGAUUUAGUCAGAAGCUUCCUUUAACAUUUGCCGUUGUAUGAACUUUUGUUUGAUUGCAUUACACAGCCAAUAUUAAGCUUUGUCCUAUGUUGGUGGUGUUAUAUUGCGGGGAGUUACUUGAGCAGUAUGUCUCCUGCAUGUUGGACAAUGUCACGUGUUGCUAUUGUGAAAUGCUAAUUCUUUUGUUUGUUGCACUGCAGAGAGAACAUACUCCUUUAAAACAUCUUGAAACAACAUGCAGUAGUGUGGAAGCUGGUAAAGCCUCUUAAAGUAGCUAUCCAGUGUUUCCAAAUUUCUAUAAAAUAUGAUCUAUAAUUAAUUACUAUAGCUAGGUUUUCAUCUAAUGGUGACAGAUUUCCAUGUGAAUAUUCAAAAGAAUCUGCAUAAAAACAAAAUGCGCAUUUUUCCACCAGAGAUGUUGCAGAUUAAAGGCUAUGCGUGAUGACGUAGUGCACGUAAAAAUAGCUUUUGCGGUUAAAUUCCCAUGUACCGACAAAAAAAAAAUACAAGUUAAAUGGGUUUCCAUCACAUUCAACUCUUUUUAUGGUUUUCUCACCCAAAAAAUGGCAUUAUAUAGCUGAAUGUUCCCACUCCGGUAUUGGCAGUGCGCUCCAGUCAACAGUGCACAGAUACAGUACUGUUGGCUAGAGCGCACUUAUAGCCUACAUCAGGGAUCAUCAACUAGAUUCAGCCGUGGACUGAUUUUUUUGUUUUCUUCCUUUUCUUGAGUGGAUGGUCAGGAUGCCAGAACAUAACUACAAAUCAUUUGUCAACUGCAAAUUGACCUCAAGAAGCCCAAACUAUAUAAUAUUUAACUAAAACAGAAUCAUUUCAAACCUUGCUUACAUUUGUAUACGAUCACAUACUGUAUAUCUCUCUAUUUGCAAAUCUAAAAUCACUUGGAGCUGAUUUGCUGGUGUUUGUACAGUCUUUUAUGACCAACAAUAAAAUUAAAAUAUACACAUCUUCACAGAAAACUUGGGCCAAAUUUGUCCCCCAGGCCGCCAGUUGGGGAACCCUAGCCUACAUGAUGACAUUAUUAUUAAAAGCAUUUCCACUGACAUUUCUCACAUAAUUCAUUUUUACAGACACAAAAAAGAUCCCACCUUGUCUAGUGUAUUUUGUUUUGUCGACAUUUGGAAAGUUUACCGAAAACCUUUCAGUUUCCAUCAGGCCUGUCGUUACAUUUUAUAUCUGACAUAUACUUUACUCGCAUAAAAAGGUUAGUUGGAAACCUGGUUAAUAUGAGUGAAAUAUCUUUCUUGGAAAAAAAAAAAAGAAUAAAAAAGUUAAAAAGCA